Molecule: messenger RNA, 11782 nt
Organism: Hypomesus transpacificus
Lineage: Eukaryota; Metazoa; Chordata; Actinopteri; Osmeriformes; Osmeridae
Product: titin-like
Exons: 36
Coding region: 591-10193 (3200 amino acids)
Cellular component (GO): cytoskeleton; plasma membrane
Molecular function (GO): actin binding; structural molecule activity
Source: RefSeq, a predicted model, not a curated record
GUGCAACAGUCGUGUUAUUUAUUUUCCUCAGUAACAGUUCGUUCGAAGUUCAACGUGCGCUGUGCUCCCAUUUAUUAUGUCAAACUGCAACAGGGACAUUCGUAUGUCGGUUGCUGUAAUUACUGAAAAAACGAAAUUGGUAGUUAAGCUGAAUGGCGUAGACGUUUCUGUCCAGGCGAUUUUUUAUUGUGAAUUAAAUAGUUGGGUGGAUGUUGGACAUUUCUCAAUCGAACGCUUACUGUUUAUUGAACCUGUCUUUAUGGCACUUUUCAGGUAGACUAUACGUCAUUCUUAUAGAACACGACUUUUGUUGCGUGUUCACGUAUGUUCAGGUGCUUUUCGAGCCCUCCAAUCCUUCUCACGAGCGUUGCUCGUGACCUAUGGAAAAAUCACCUUAACUUUGGAUUUUUGUAAUAGAAGUAAUUUUGUUGUAUGUAUGUGUGAGUGUGACUGCUGAUCGUGUAUUAGCCUGGCCUUGCACUAAACAGUGUUGUGCUACUGUUCCCAGUCACCAUCUGUUAUGGCCUCACGCAUUACUUCUGGCUCAUGACUAACUGCACAAAUCAUUUCAACAAAGGAUUAACAAUUUAAUGGUGAUAUUAUUGACCAAGUUCAUAUUUGACCUGAUUAAUUAUCUGACUUUCUCUCCUCCCUGGAUCUGGUUGGUGUGCCUCAAUCAUGGCUCGGAUGGCCUUUUCAAUCUGCGAUGCCUUCCUGUGUGGACAUUUGUGGCUACCAUGACGACAGAGGCGAGUGCGGUGAGCGAGGCAGACACUGAGGGCAAGCAGAAGGCCAGCCCAGAGCCGGAGCCGGAGAACAACCAGAAGCCUGAGGCUGCAGCAGCAGCAGCAGAGGCUGGGGCUGAGGGAGAGGAGCCCAGCGACAAGGCCCAGGAGAAGGCCUCGGGGCCCGGCCCGGCUGACGGCGCCAGCUCCCCCACCGAGGAAGAGCAGCUGAAGCCCCGCACCAGAACCUCCGCGGGGCGGGGCCUCUCGCGGCUCUUCUCCUCCUUCCUCAAGCGCCGUUCCCAGUGUUCCGAGGGAGAGGGGUUCGAGGCAGAGAAGGCCAGCGAGGAGAAGGCCGACAAGGAGAAAGCGGAGGAGAAGGCUGACAAGGGAAAGGUAGAAGAGGUCAAGGUCGAGGAGGAAGAGGGCAAGGAGGCCAAGGAGGGCAAGAAGGACGGAAAGGAGGAGAAGAAAGAAGAGAAGAAAGUGAAGAAGAGUGAAAAGGCUGAGAAAAAAGACGAGAAAACAAGUCAAAGUGAAAAGGAGGACAAGGGAGACAAGAAAAAAGAGAAGACUAAAGUAGAGGUAAAAGAGGAGAAGACAGAAGAGGCCAAGAAAACAGACGUGGAAAAGGGGGAGAGCAGUAAAGAGAAGAAGCCAGAGGAGGACAAAGAACAGAAAGAGUGUAAAAAGAAAGAGGACACGAAAAGGAAAAAGGAAGAGGAAAAGGCCAAGAGGAAAGCAGAGGAAAAAGCUAAAGAAGAGGAAAAGGCUAAAAAGAAAGAGGAAGAAAAAGCUAAAGACGAGGAAAAGGCUAAAAAGAAAGAGGAAGAAAAGGCUAAGAAAGAGGAGGAGGAGAAAAAGAAAGAGGCCGAGAAAGCGAAAAAGAAAGAGGAGGAGGAGAAAAAGAAAGAGGCCGAGAAAGCUAAAAGGAAAGAGGAGGAGAGGCUGAGGGACGAGGAAAAGGCAAAGAGGAAAGCAGAGGAAAAGGCUAGAGAGGAGGAGAAGGCCAAGAAGAAAGAAGAGGAAAAGGCCAAAAAGAAGGAGGAGGAGAAAAAGAAAGAGGAAGACAAAUUGAAAAAGAGAGAGGAGGAGAAGGCCAAGGUCGAGGAGAAAGCCACGAAGAAAGCGGAGGAAGAAAGGGCCAAAAAGGAGGAGGACGAGAAGGCGAAACAGAAAGAGGAGGAAGAGAAGGCCAAGAAGGAGGAAGAAGAAAAAGCGAAAAAGCAAGAGGAGAAAGAAAAGGCCAAGAAGGAGGAGGAAAAAAAGAAAGAAGAAGAAGAAGAAGCAGCCGCAAAAAAGAAAGAGGAGGAGAAAGCCAAAAAGUUGGCAGAGGAAAAGGCUAAAGAGGACGAGGAGAAGGCCAAAAAGGAAGAGGAAGAAAAAGAAAAGAAGCAGAAGGAGGAAAAGGAAAAGGCAAAACAAGGAAAGGACCAAAAGGGCGAGAAGAAAGAGGCGAAGGGGAAGAAGAAAAAGCGAAAAUCCAAGGGAAGGAGGGAGGAGAAGCCCGAGGUGUCCACGCAAGAGCCCGUGAAGGCUCCCAUCGCUGCCCCCGAGCCGGAGCUGAAAGCAGAGGCAGAGAAGGACCCAGACCAGAUCUCCCUCAGCAGCACGGAGAUUCAGCCGGUCCAGGAGGAGGCCACGGAGGAGGCUGUCCAAGAGGCAGCGCCGGUGGAGAAGAAGAAAGAGGAGGAGGACGCCGUGAAAGGAGUGGAAGAGCCAGAGAAGGCGGAGCAGAAAGAGGAGGAGGAGGAGGACGAGGAGGCCAAGGAGUCGUCGGAGUCGUCUCAAGAGGGGGGAGAGGACGAGGAGGAGGAGCAGGAGAAGAAGCCUAAAGACAAGAAGAAGACUGCAGUGGAGUCCAAACCCUCCAAGCGCCCACGGACCAUGCAGUGCAAAGUCACCCUCCUGGACGACAAUGUGUUUGAGUGCGAGCUCGAUAAACACGCCAAGGGCCAGGAGCUCUUUGCCAAGGUGUGCGACCACCUCAACCUGCUGGAGAAGGACUACUAUGGGGUGGCUGUCUGGGAGACGCCCACCGUCAGGACAUGGCUGGAUCCCAACAAAGAGAUUCGGAAACAGGUUCCAGGUGCCACCUAUGACUUCACCUUCAACGUCAAGUUCUACCCUCCCGAUCCGGCUCAGCUCUCAGAGGACCUCACGCGGUACUACCUGUGCCUGCAGCUGCGGAAGGACAUCAUGAACGGCAGCCUGCCCUGCUCCUUCGUCACGCUGGCCCUGCUGGGCUCCUACACGGCCCAGUCGGAGCUGGGCGAGUACGACCCGGAGGUCCACGGAGAACACUACGUCAAGGAGCUGCGCCUGGCCCCGGGCCAGAGCAAGGAGCUGGAGGAGAAGGUGAUGGAGCUGCACCGCACCUACAGGUCAAUGAGUCCAGCCCAGGCAGACAUGAUGUUUCUGGAGAACGCUAAGAAGCUCUCCAUGUACGGUGUGGACCUCCAUCAAGCUAAGGACCUGGAGGGUGUAGAUAUCAUGCUGGGGGUGUGCUCCGGUGGGCUAAUGGUCUACAAGGACAAGCUGAGGAUCAAUCGCUUCCCCUGGCCCAAAGUCCUCAAGAUCUCCUACAAGCGCAGUAGCUUCUUCAUCAAGAUCCGACCGUCAGAGCAGGAGCAGUACGAGAGCACCAUUGGCUUCAAGCUGCCCAACUACAAAGCCUCCAAGAAGCUGUGGAAGGUGUCUGUGGAGAACCACACCUUCUUCAGGGUGUCCACGGUGGAGCCGCCGUCGUCCCGCCGCUUCCUGGGGCUGGGCUCCAAGUUCCGUUACAGCGGGCGCACCCAGGCCCAGACCCGCCACGCCAGCUCCAUGAUCGACCGCCCCGCCCCGCGCUUCACGCGCUCCGCCAGCAAGAGGCUGUCCCGCACCAUCGACGGAGCCGUUGAGGACGAUUCUUCCCAAAGCCUGCAGCUCUCAACCCCAAACAGGACUGAGCUGGAUGAUUGGUUCCUAUUGCUGGAAUCAGAGCGACCACGGCCCAGCCCAUCCUCAGCUCGGGAGCAGUCUGUCCAAACAGUCACCCAGACGUGGGAGGGAACUGAGAAAGGACAGGCUGUCACUCAAACUAUCAGCCAAUCAGGGGAGGGACGGGCGUCUGAUGCGCUGCAGCAGGGGAGAGUGGAGGAGGAGGAAGGUGAGGAGGAGGAAGAGGAGUGGUAUUUACUGCUACGUCGACGGCCCUCUCUUCCCUUUAUUCCUGACCCUACGACAUCUCUUCGGUAUCGCUACCCUACGACAGGUGUUUCUGUGACGUCUCCAGCCAAACCCAGCUCCGCAAAGCUUGACAAACUUGACAGGUUGUUACAACCACGACUCAAUCAACGUGAUGAUUGGUUCCGGGAGCUUGACCGCACCGAUGACGCGUCUUCCUACGAGCGUUCAUACACUCCACCAUUCUCCCCCCCUGCGCCACUCCAGCCCCAGGGCAGUGAGGAGCAGGGGGCCAGAGAGGCGAGGCAGGAGGAGGAGGAGGAGCCUCGGUCCAGGGAGGAGGUGAUGGAGAGGCUGCGGAAGGGAGUGGUGCUGGUGGAUAAGCUGAGGGAGGCGGAGGAGAGGCUGAGGGAGGCGGAGGAUGUGGAGGAGAGGCUGAGGGAGGCGGAGGAUGUGGAGGAGAGGCUGAGGGAGGCGGAGGAUGUGGAGGAGAGGCUGAGGGAGGCGGAGGAGGUGGAGGAGAGGCUGAGGGAGGUGGUGGAGCUGGAAGCUCGGCUUCAGGAGGUCGACCAGUUAGAGGGGAGGAUCCAGGAAGUGUUGGAGGUGGAAUUUAGGCCACAGGAGGGGCACGAGGAGAAGGAAGGCGUGGUGUCGGAGGAAGAGGGAAAGGCUGAGGUGGUCGAGGAAGAAGAAGGGAGGUUAGAGAUCAAGGAGCAGCAUGAGGGGAGGGCCGCGGAAGAAGCGAUAGAGCCGAUAGAUUUGGGAGAGGAGGAUGCGGAGGAAGAUGCAGUAGCUGCGAUCAGGCCACGGGAGGAGAAAGAGAUGGAGGGAGAGUUACUGGAAGAGGGGGUGGUAGAGAUUAGAGACCAGGAAGUAGUAGUAGAACCGAUGGAUAUAGGGGAGGAGGGGGAGAAAGAGGGAGGAGAAGUUCUCAAAGAGCCGGAAGACACCAGGCAGCAGAAAGAGGCAGACAAAGAGGUAGAAAAGAUGGACUUGGGGGAGGAUGAGGAGGAGGUGGAGUCCUUAAAGGACAUUGUUGAGACUGAGGACGAGCUGGAGGAGCAGAUAAAGGAGGUGUUCCUGAAGGGCUUGAUGCCAGACGGAGCGCAGGACGAGGAACGCCAGACGCCGCAGGGCGAGGGGCGGCAGGGCGAGGGAACAGGCGGCAUCAGCACCUGCUCAGUGUCUGAGGUGAAAAGGGUGGAGCGCAGGACACGGAAGCGAGUCACUAUUGUGGAGGAGACCUGGCGACGGCAGGGGGAGAGGGAGCAGGGCCAGUGGCAGACUAGUAAGGUGGAGAAGCAAGAGGAGGGGGUGGUGGUCAUGAACUUGGUUGGAGUGGUAGAGGAAGGGACACUCAGGCAGGAAGUCAACGUUGAGGAAAGAUAUGAGGAAGAGAAGUCGAUGGAUCGUAGUAUGCCUCAAGCCCAGAGGGCCGAUGAAGAUGAUUGGUUUGUGCUCCUGGACCGCCCUCCAUACCUUGCAGUUCCAGUUCUUCCAGCAUCAUUUGAGCAGGGUGCUCAGAGACAUCCUGCGGUCAGCCCCUCUGCUGGGACUGACGUGACGACCGCUGAGCAGACAGAGGAGAGAAGGGAGGUUGUAGCUGAAGAGAUACAGCUUGAGCUGGAAGGGGAGAGCCUACCUCCGGAGAUACAGGAGAAACCAGCCUCGACGCUACCUCAGAGAGUCGACGACUGGUUUAUCCUGCUUGGUGUUGAUCCCAGAGUAUCAUCUGUAAUGCCAUCAGAAGUUGUACCGCAACAGAGAGAAAUACCGCAAGAGCAGGCCAGGGUAGAAAUGAUCCAUCCACCACCAGUGAAGGAGAUGGAAGAUGACUGGUUUGUGCUAUUGGAUGUGAUUCCAAGAGAACCAUCAUAUGUACCUCCAGUUGCUUCGGUGGAGCGUGUCACAAAAGACACUAUCUCAACGCGAACUGAGGUGAACAUCAUUGAGAGACGAGAGGAGAGAAGAGAAGUUGUCACUGAAGUUGUUCCUCCAGUCUCCCCCCCUGCGCCACUCCAGCCCCAGGGCAGUGAGCAGCAGGGGGCCAGAGAGGCGAGGCAGGAGCAGGAGGAGGAGCCUCGGUCCAGGGAGGAGGUUAUGGAGAGGCUGCGGGAGGGAGUGGUGCUGGUGGAUAAGCUGAGGGAGGUGGAGGAGGUGGAGGAGAGGCUGAGGGAGGUGCUGGAGCUGGAAGCUCGGCUUCAGGAGGUCGACCAGUUAGAGGGGAGGAUCCAGGAAGUGUUGGAGGUGGAAUUGAGGGCAAAGGAGGCGGAAGAGGAGAAGGAAGGCGUGGCGUCGGAGGAAGAGGGAAAGGCUGAGGUGGUCGGGGAGGAGGACCAGGAGGAAGAAGGGAGGGUAGAGAUCAGGGAGCAGGAAGAAGUGGUAGAACCAAUGGAUAUCGGGGAGGAGGGGGAGAAAGAGGGAGAAGUUCUCAAAGAGCCGGAAGACACCAGGCAGCAGAGAGAGGAUCAGUCAGACAAAGAGGUGGAAAAGAUGGACUUGGGGGAGGAUGAGGAGGAGGUGGAGUCCUUAAAGGAGAUGGUUAAGACUGAGGACGAGCUGGAGGAGCAGAUAAAGGAGGUGUUCCUGAAGGGCUUGCUGCCAGACGGAGCACAGGACGAGGAACGUCAGAUGCUGCAGGGCGAGGGAACAGGCGGCAUCAGCACCUGCUCAGUGUCUGAGGUGAAAAGGGUGGAGCGCAGGACACGGAAGCGAGUCACUAUUGUGGAGGAGAGCUGGCGACGGCAGGGGGAGAUAGAGGAGGGCCAGUGGCAGACUAGUAAGGUGGAGAAGCAAGAGGAGGGGGUGGUGGUCACAAACUGGGUUGGAGUGGUAGAGGAAGGGACACUCGGGCAGGAAGUCAACGUUGAGGAAAGAUAUGAGGAAGAGAAGUCGAUGGAUCGUAGUAUGCCUCAAGCCCAGAGGGCCGAUGAAGAUGAUUGGUUUGUGCUCCUGGACCGCCCUCCAUACCUUGCAGUUCCAAUUCCUCCAGCAUCAUUUGAGCAGGGUGCUCAGAGACAUCCUGCGGUCAGCCCCUCUGCUGGGACUGACGUGACGACCGCUGAGCAGACAGAGGAGAGAAGGGAGGUUGUAGCUGAAGAGAUACAGCUUGAGCUGGAAGAGAUGCAGGAGAAACCAGCCCAGACGCUGCCUCAGAGAGUCGACGACUGGUUUAUCCUGCUUGGUGUUGUUCCCAGAUCUGUAAUGCCAUCAGUGUCUGUGGAUCAGCGUGUUCGGGUCUCUCCAAAAAAAACCGUCUCUAUGAUGGAGGAGUUAGAGGCGGAGACAAGAGAGGUGACCGUUGAGGUGAUUGAGCUACAAAAGCCGGCAGAGAGGCGUCCGUCUGAAAUCGCACCGCCGCUGCCUCUGAGAGCGAUGGAAGACGAUUGGUUUGUGUUACUGGAUGUUGUUAGCCGAGAGCUAACACACGUAGCCCCAGCUGCACUGGUGGAGCCUGUCGCAGAAGACACUAUCUCAACACUAACUGAGGUGAACGUCAUUGAGAGACGAGAGGAGAGAAGAGAAGUUGUCACUGAAGAGAGAGAAAUACCGCAAGAGCAGGCCAGGCCAGAAAUGAUCCAUCCACAACCAGUGAGGGAGAUGGAAGAUGACUGGUUUGUGCCAUUGGAUGUGAUUCCAAGAGAACCAUCAUAUGUACCUCCAGUUGCUUCGGUGGAGCGUGUCACAGAAGACGCCAUCUCUAGGGUGGUUGAAGAGAGGAGAGAAGUUGUGGUUAAAGAGAUCAAGUUACAAGAAGAAGAGGACACACUUGUUCUAGAAACGACCCGGUCCCAGCCAGUGGUAGAGAGAGAUGACGACUGGUUUGAAUUGGUGGAUGUUGUUCCUGAGGAACCGGUUUAUGUACCUCCAGUCGUUCCUGAGGAACGCGUUCAGGUCUCUCGAGUUGUGACUGAGACCGUCUCCGUGGUGGAGACGGUCACCAUAGAGAAGACAAUACUGAAGAAGGCGCAAAUUGUAGACGAGAGCUUCCAAACUGAGUCUCCACCAGUCCAGAGGUCUCCCCCAACUGAGAGGAGGGAAGGAGACGACUGGUUUGUUCUGUUUGAGGCUUUCCGUGACGAAGCAUCUGUGUCCCCACCAGUUGGUCUGGAUGAGCGUGUGGUCGUGUCAACCAUAGAACCAGAACCAAGAGUAGCCACGGUAGAAGUGGAGAGUUUGCCUCAAGAGACUGUGGCCCCUCCUCUGGCCCGGCCCCAGGAGACUGGACCACCGCAGCCUCUGAGAGAGCUGGAGGAUGACUGGUUUGUGCUACUGGAUGUUGCACCUAAAGUAUCAGCCGUUGCACCAGCUGUGGUUCCAGCUGUAGUGAGUGUCCAGCAUGAGAUGGGGCCAGUAGACGUACAGCCAAUCAGGAGAGUGCAGAUAGUGGAAGAGACCAUUCAGCUGGAGCAGAGGGUUGUAUCCCAACCAACACCUAGAGAAGUGGAUGAUGAUUGGUUUAUCCUGUUGGACCGUGUUCCCGUGGAGACGAUGACCUUUGUCCCAGCAGCACGAGAGGUUGUGGAGGAGAGAACGUUGGUGAUUGAGGAGACUGGGUGGAAGGAGGAGAAGGUGCUGGUGGGCGUGGAAAGCUAUCAGCCUGAGGUCGUGGCGGUGCAGAGAACACCACCUGUAGAAAGAGAGGAGGGAGAUGAUUGGUUUGUGCUCCUCAACGCUAUCCGCGAGGAACCUCCUAGGAUUCCUGAAGUGAGUGAAGUCAGACCUGGCUAUACUGCCGGAGUUCGAACCCUAGAGCAGCGAGUGCGGGAGACUGUCACCACAGUAGAGGAGAUACCGCAGGAGAUACCCACACAGAGGGUACCUCAGCCCCAGAGGGAUGUGGAAGACGAUUGGUUUAUCUUGCUGGAAGUUGCCCUCGAAGAAUCAGCUGUACAAAAGCGCUUGCAGAUUUCCCCAGACAUUCCACCUAUGGUCAAAGCUCCAACCAUAGAGCCCAGACUUACAGCGCCUGAUGAGAAGAGACCAAUGUUAGAGAAGAGAAUUCUGGAAGAAAGGCAGCCACAAGCACAGAGAGAGGUGGUGGAUGACUGGUUUGUUUUGCUGGAUGUUGACUCAGUGGUGAGCACCCAGCGAGGCGCCCGCCCCGUCAGCGCCCCGGUCUUCUCCCAGGCCGCCCUAAUGGAGGCCGGCAUCCCCAUGACCCCCCUGGAGCAGCCCCAGACCUCCACCCCCAUCAGCAGGCCCGGACGCCCGGAGGACAGGAAGCUGGAGGUCACCGUAGAGGCCGUGGAGCCUUCCAGACCAGACGGCGAGGUCAAGAAAAGAGCUAGGAGAAUUGAGGGUGACUCAAUUUAUAUCAGACAUAGCCUUUUAAUGUUGGAGGAGUUUGAGAAGCCCCAGGAGGACCUGCUGAGGCACCACGCCAGCAUCAGCGAGCUGAAGAGGAACUUCAUGCAGUCUGUCCCCGAGCAGCGCCCCAGCGAGUGGGACAAGCGCCUGUCCACCCACUCCCCCUUCCGGAGCGCGGGCGUCAACGGCCAGUCCCUGGCCGGCGCAGACGGGAGUGUAUGCUUUACCCCUGUAAGGGAUGAGUCCCCCACUAGGGCAGUGCAGGAGGCCGGCCUCAGUGUGGGGGGGGCUCUUCUCCCCGACCCCAACAUGACCCCAAACGCCGGUGGGCCCUAUGGGGCUCAGUCCCACAAUGCACCUGAAGGGGCGGAGUCAGGGGACGAGGAUGAGGGUGUGGUUUCUGGGAACAACCUCGUGCCCAUCGUUGAGGUGGAACUGGCCCGGCUCCACAACCCCCACAACCCCUAUCAGCCCUCCUGCCCAGCCGUGGAGGAGGAGGUGGAGGAGGUGGAGGUGGUGGAGGAGGAGGAUACAGACCCCAGCCUGGAGCAGUCUGUCAGGAUAGCCGGGGCCUCCCAUGCCUCCUAUUUCGUGGGCGGUGGUCCCCAAGUCAUUCGCUGUUUCAAGCCCCCCCUGGUGCAGACGCACACAGUCACCAUCUCAGACUCCUCCAACUCCCUCCCCGCUGGCACCACCACCAGGGUCGUCCCCAUUGUCCAGACCCAGAGCAAGACUAUCACCUAUGAGUCUGCACAGGUGGAGACGGAUGGGAUCGACGGGAACAAAGAUGGAGUGUCCCUGGCCAGCAUGCAGACCAUCACCUCAGACACCACCAGUGGGACCACGGUCACCACCACGACCACCCACAUCUCCAAGGUGGUGAAGGGCGGCUCUUCAGAGACCCGCGUGGAGAAGAGAAUCGUCAUCACGGCAGACUCUGAGACAGUGGAGCAAGAGCAGGGCAGUGACGGGGGAGCGGACUCCAUGUGAUCUGACUCCCUGCCACCUGGCUUUGCUUUCAACUGCCCCCCCACCCCCCUUACCUCCAGCUUCUGUGAGAAGAGCCCCCCCACCCCCCACCCACCCACACUGGAGAAGUUAAAGCCAAUCAGAGAGCUGCAGGACAACCUGAAGAAGAACAUCUCAGAUCAAGGAGCCGAUUAACCAGGCCAGGAAACAAGCCAACUCCGUAAGACAGUCCUUAUCAUCCUCCUCUCUCUCACUCUAUCAACAUCACCCUCAUCCCCCCACCUGCUAAGGCUUCAAAGUAAACAAGCCCUAUGGAUCUGAUACAAACCAAGCCGGCCACCUUGAGAGGGAGAAGAAAACUCGUCAUUGUCACCCAGAAACGGCCGGCGCCAUACUGUCUCUGCUCUGCUCCGGAAUCCUGUCUAUCCUGCCGAGGCAGUUUGAGACAGGCAAGAGCUUGAGCCCUUACAGGCGAAGACUUCCACACUUGUGUGGAGCGUCGUGAUUGUCGUCGAACCCUUUGUUUCCACGGUGCUGUCCUGUCUAUUCUGAAGGUUUUUUUUCUGAACUCACGCGUGGCUUCUUGUAUACUCUGACCACUUGUCUCAGCUUCUUGUAUACUCUGACCACUCGUAUCAGCUUUUUGUAUACUCUGACCACUCGUCUCAGCUUCUUGUAUACUCUGACCACUCGUCUCAGCUUCUUGUAUACUCUGACCACUCGUCUCAGCUUCUUGUAUACUCUGACAACUCGUCUCAUAUCUUCAGUCGGGUGUAUAAAACACCAUUUUAACUUUUUUUAUUUUGUAGAUGGAAAAAAGUUUUCAGUUUAAAGAUGAUUCUGUCCCUUUUUGGUUUAAAAAUGCUUAUCAACACCAUCUUGUCCAUUGGUUUUCGCGUCUUUUGUCAGUACUUCUAGACAUUUUACUGGCUGGUUUUAUAUUAAAAGCAAUCUUUGGGGGGAGCUUAUAAGUAAUGAUAGUACUUGAAUUGAAAUAACCGUAUUUCAAUACACAGGGUUGUUUAUAAGGGAACUCCUUCCUUGUUUACAUGUUUACUAUGAUUAAUGAGCAGUUAGGACUUUUAUUCAAAUGAUAUACCUCACCAUGAAGUAUUGAACUGAGGUGUUUCAUGCUUAAAUCUGGACUGCUGUUUGGCUUAGUUCUCUGCUCAGGUAAAAUACUAAUAAAAUAUUUUGUCUCUUCCACAACCAGCCAAGUAAACAGAUGUACUGUACUAAUAGUACACCUUUUUUGUAAACUUUCGAUUGAAAUCUAUUUUAAAAUGCUACUCUAUUUUAUAGGAUUAAUGCUUUUAUAGUAUUUGUACAAAAUGAGGUUUUUAAGUUAUUGAAAUCCAUCCACUCUAUUAUAGGUUAACAUAUCAUCUUUUCUUGGUUUUGUACACCUUAAAAAUGGCGUGGCCCAUUUUCCAUGACAUGCCCUUAUUGUUCCUUCACUUCUUUUCUUUUAAUGCAUUGUUGAGUACAAAAGACAGCUCCCUGUUAGUCCGCUGUCGGUAGAAUUGACUCCCCUUUUUGUUCUUUUUGCGUUCAAAUCGUGAUUGAUUUGCAAAGUUGUUGUAGAACAAGCUUUGGUAUUUGUAUCUCAG